Silurus meridionalis is the source of this 2417-nucleotide messenger RNA. Its product is annotated as CD209 antigen-like protein E. NCBI's taxonomy places the organism in Eukaryota, Metazoa, Chordata, Actinopteri, Siluriformes, Siluridae. Bases 29 to 832 code for a protein of 267 amino acids. The record is from RefSeq and is a predicted model, not a curated record. The transcript has 8 exons.
UUAUACCGUUUAAACAGCUUGGUGAAGCAUGGCCGUGGAGAUGGAAAAAAAGCAUCAUUAUUCAAAAGAAACAAGAUCCGAGGAUGGUGAUUAUAUGAACUGGUCUCCAAAACACAAAACAGUCUCCAGUUUCUCUGACUGCGAAAUAAACAUCAUAUCUGCUCUCGGUCUCCUGCUGAUGCUUGGUGUUUUAUUAGCACUCUGUGUUAUUGGGAUCUUAUAUCACAAUAAGAGAUUUUCCUUUGAGAUAUUAAGUAAGCAAUAUGAGAAUGCUACAGCCACAGUGAUGAUGCAAGAACUUACAGUCAAGAAGAUGGAAACACUGUAUGAAGCAUUGAAGGUGAAGCAUCAGCAAGUUCAGGAAGAUCUUUUGGCAUGCAAAGCAACUCAAAACAGAGGACCAUGUGAGAAAGGAUGGAAGUAUUUUGGUUUGAACUGUUACUACUUCUCCACUUCUAAAUUAAACUGGACUCGGAGUAGAGAUGAGUGUGUAGAGAAAGGAGGCCACCUGGUGAUUAUAACCAGCAAUGCUGAACAGGUUUAUGUAUAUUCACAAAUUCAAGAAACACAUUGGAUUGGCCUGAAUGACUUGGAGACUGAGGGAAAGUGGAUGUGGGUAAACAACCAGCCUUUACAAGAGACUGGUGUAAUGUUCUGGUUUAGUGCACCAGAGGGUCCAAAUGAGCCUGAUAAUUGGAAAAUGGUGGAUCCUUCUGGAGAGAAUUGUGGUGCUCUGGGAAAUGUGGCUUCCACAAAUUAUUGGUUUGAUGCAUCUUGCAGUGAGCUGAAAAAGUUUAUCUGUGAAAAGGGGAAUAACCCUAAUUCAUUUUAACACAUUUUAUUAUGAUUUUUUCUAUAAAAAACAUGAUCACAGCUAACUCUAAAGUUAAAUGCAAAGUAACCUUGGACCAAUAUCGAAUCUAUUAUAUGUUGUAUAUUUUUAAUAAGUUAAAAUGUCCUGAGUUUCAAAACUUAAAGUUUUAAAAUCUAAGCUUUUGUUCUAGACCAUAAGAUGAUGCUAUGAGAUCAUGUAUGUAGAUUUUCUCUUGUCACUUUGCCUACAUUUAUAAAUCUCCAGCAUUUAUUUCCUUAAAUAGACUGAACAUUUAUAACAUUGAAGAUGUUUAGUGACUCAUUCAAGGUUCUGCCUCAGUUUUGCUGAAUAGUGUGAAAGUCAGGGAUGAAUAUAUUUUUUCACAGGAUUGAAUCCUAUUGCCUUGACUUUUACUUUGAAAUCAAUAUUAGUCAUAAAAAUAUUUAGUAGAUAUAAUUUACAGAUGAUUAGGUAGUAUGCAUUAUAUGUUAUAUGCUAAACCAAAUGUAGUGACUUGCUUUGGAAAAUUAAAGAAAUAUUAAAAGUUUGAGACCUAAAAUUAAAUGUUUCUAUAAAUCUAUGAUUUGAUGCCAGUGUUUUAGUUGCAAUACAGCAAUAUUGUGUUAUGAAAACAGAAGGCAGCUUCUUCAGAUAUGCUUUGUGACUGCAAUUCAAAAAGAGAUUUGACGUUUACAGUCCCACAGACUGCAGGCUAACAAAUGGCAGCAAGUGAAUAGUCAGUUCAUGUCCUGGAGGAGGAAAAAUGGUCAAGUGUAAGAAUCUGAGCAACUUCCCAGAGGUUAAAUAGUAAUGGCUAGAUCACUGGGUAUUCAAAUACUGAUCUCAUUGUCUACUGAGUAGAAAAACAGGAAAGAUCUUGAUAUCUGCUCUUAAUGAUUGGUGCUUUAUCAACUCUAUUUGGAAAGUAUUUACAGCAAUACCCUUUUUGAACAUUUUUUCGUACAGCCUUAUUGCAAAAUGGAUUAAAUGUAUUAUUUGCCUCGAAAUUCUACAAAAAAUACCCCAUAAUCACAACGUGAAAUAAGUUUGUUUGAAAUCUUUGAAUAUUAGUUACCCAAUACUGAAUUACUCAAAACUUUGUUGAUGCACAUUUGGCACCAAUUACUGUCUCAAGUGUUUUUUAGUUUGAUGAUACAAGAUUGGCACAUAUUUUUGGGCAGUUUCUCCAGGUCUUCUUUGGCUCCAUCUGGUUGGAUGGGGAGCGUCAGUGCACAGCCAUUUUCAGAUCUCUCCAGAUCAGACGUUCAAUCGGGUUGAUCAGGUAGUCUUCUAAAAUAACACAAAUAUAAUAAUUAGUUCACAGCAGUUCAUAUCAAUGCAUAUCAAUGAACAAACACGUGUGAUGCAAACAUACAAUCAGUCAUCGACUUAUAAAUGAUUCUCAAUACAAAUCUUAUUAGUCCACAUAAAUAUUGCUCACUGACAUUUAUCAAUAUGAAAUAUUGUGUUAUCUCACUUAUACAGAACGUAAUGGAACACUGCAAGACCAUUAGCAUUUAUAGUGCUAGCAUAAGCUUCAUGAAAACAAGGAUAUAUUACACAAUGAAACAGGUAAAUGAGGAAUCAAGUAAUAAAAACAAGG